GAGGUGGCUCGAGUUCUAGUUGAGUCGGAUGAUUGGAUGAGUGUACUGUCUCCAUCAGAUACGCUACCUAUUGGACGUCAUAAUCUUUCGAGAGUCACACCUCUGAGAAAGUUAAUCGAGAAGUUCCCCGACAUCGCAGAGAUUGUGUUUUGUAGAUGCAUUAGUGAUCGCGGAGACAGUCCUAACGACUUUUACUUCUUUCGUGAGUAUAACUUUGCACUGAUUGACGACACGUAUAUGAUGCCUUCCAAGGACGGGACAGAGCUACUGUCAACAGUUAGCCCCUAUAACGAUGACGGAACUCUCAAACAAAAUGCCAAAGCCUACUCGGACGACUACGACGUAGUCUACAAGAACCACCCUCUGAAAAUAAUGGCGCAGUCAGAAAUCCUGCUGUCACAUCCGCUAGUGCAAGCGCUUCUCAAGCACAAAUGGAAUAGUCUUGGCCGUUACGUCUAUUACUUUGCUCUCGGUGUCUAUCUUCUCUUCCUGUGCACCUUCACCAUGUACGUAACUCACACACCACCUCCAUUCAACGUUUACGACGAGACCACCAAAGAAAUGCGGGACCUCACCGAUCUCUUCAAUAGCGAAACCGAAUGCCCAAAUGUGAAUAUCACUCGUCCACCAUGGUUGGCAACGUGCAGGUGGAUCGUGAUCAGCCUAGCCAUAGCACAACUAUUCAAGGAGCUUUUCCAACUGAUAACUCGUCGGUACCGAUACAUCUCCUUCGAGAACGCCCUCGAAUGCUUCAUUUAUUCGUCGGUCAUCAUCUCGCUGAGGGACUUGUCGCCUUGCUCUGAGACUACCGGUAUAAGAAUGAACUGGCAAUGGCUUUUAGCAGCUGCGUGUGCCUUUUCGUCAUGGAUGAACCUCUUACUUCUGAUAAGAAAACUGCCCAGAUUUGGCAUUUAUGUGGUGAUGUUUUUCGACGUUCUGCGAACAUUCUCGAGGUUCUUCAUCGUUUUCGCGUUGUUCGUGAUUGCCUUCAGUAUUGCAUUCUUCGUUAUCAUGCAGAAUCGGACUACAGUGAUGAUGAUCGGUGAGUUUGAGUUCACCGCCAUCUUCCAUGGCGAUGCUGAUGUGCAUCCGGAACGGCUAUUCGGUCACGCCAUUGCCUAUCCUCUGUUUCUCUUCUUCUGUGUCAUCAUGACUAUUCUUCUGAUGAAUCUUCUGGUUGGUUUGGCUGUAGAUGAUAUCAAAUCUGUACUGGAGGAGGCCAAGCUAAAGAGGCUGAGCAUGCAGGUGCGAAUUUUGCAACUCUAUAGGGGAAUGCUGACAAUAUUGUCUCAAAGAGGAGCUUGGAAUAGUUCCCCUUGA
Messenger RNA from Haemonchus placei, 1320 nucleotides. Lineage: Eukaryota; Metazoa; Nematoda; Chromadorea; Rhabditida; Trichostrongylidae. The record is from the annotation of a GenBank genome assembly.